GAAUGAUUUAUAAGGGGCUGAUGAAGUAUGAAAUGAUGAAAAAUAGGAUAUUAUUCGAUCCGGGUUCGAUCCGGAGCCGAAGUGCAAUGUCAUAGCGUUUUCAUAAUUUACGACGCCACACACUACUGCUAGUGCUGGCUGGCUGCCUCCUGGCGGUAACCAAAGAAGCUCAUUAUUAGUGUUUUAUGUGGCCACCAAAAGUGGCUCUAGGAGAAGGCAUUAAUUUUCUGAAACGGUUCGUAAAGGAUGGCUUGCUGUGUGUGUGUGUGGAUGUGGUAGAAAUGGAAAUAAGGUCAUUGAUUCGAGCUGAAGAAAGAGAGCAGCCAGCGCUUCGUUAACCUCGAUCGAUGCUAUUUAAAGUUCAGCAAAGUGUGGGGCAAAACAACAAGAAAUAGUUGUGGUGCGGUUCGUUUACUCAUGGUGAUUAUUUUUGUACAUAUUGAAACCAGUUGUAGCGAAAUUACAAAUGUCUCAAUUGCAUUCCUUCCUUUCUUCGUAUGCACUCUAGUAACCUGCUUCAUUUGCCCGUGUUGCUACGGGUUUUCCACAGCGAGUGAAAAACGCCUCGCAUCGAUCGUAGUAGACAGUGACGGUUGACAAAGAAGAAAGCCGUUUCAGUACUAAAAGCGAAACAUGGUAAGCAAAAUGUUGACCAUUGGCAACAGGGUUAAGAGCGAGUACACACUCACCGGACCGAGGUCGAAUCGAUCAGGCACCGCCAGUCCGGUGAGCCCCCGGGAAACACGGAUCCCGGUGGCAAAGGCUACCGCAUCGCCAGUGACUGUGUUUCAAACGAAAAAAUGCCUUCCACGAAGGAAGCUACACGUCGGUGAUGCCAAGUCGCAGCUCGGAUUCGGAAGUCCAGCCGGCAAGGUGAAGGACAUCAAGUAUGAAGAUGAGCCCGACAACCGCAACACUGACUGCCGGUGCGAUCCGGAGCUGAAGGGUGACGCUACACUGCAUCCCAACUGCACGUUCGUGAAUGUUUGCAGCGAGCAUUUGCGGAAUGGUUCGCGGCGCAGAUGGCAUGUCGGAUCACAGUGUGCGGCUGUUGGGCGAUCGAUCGCAUUGAUUGUGGUAGUAGUGGCGGUGAUCGUUGUGCUGUGCAAUGUUAACGUUCACACGAUAUACUGGUUUUUGAGGCAGCAUUGGGAGCGAACGGAAGAGGAUGAGUUCGAGGAAGCCACCAUGUACUACGAGGAGCCGGAAGACGAUUCAUCGGAAAACGAACUAAUUGAGCUGAAUCCGAAAAUGUUCGGCCUAACGGAGAGUAAGCACAACCUCAGCUUACUCGAGCUGUUGGCAAUGACGCUGGAGCGUUUUUUCGGUUGGAUUGGCAGUAUUUUACUACCGAUUGAUGAGUGAGCUAUUGAUCGUGGUUGUUGGGUUGGUUGAAAAUGUAGUGAAGAAGUACCAUCAUCAUCAUCCAAUAUCAAGUAUGUUAAACCUCA
This is a messenger RNA of Anopheles coluzzii, 1451 nucleotides long. RefSeq lists its product as uncharacterized. The record is from RefSeq and is a predicted model, not a curated record. Bases 634 to 1365 code for a protein of 243 amino acids. The transcript is spliced from 3 exons. Lineage: Eukaryota; Metazoa; Arthropoda; Insecta; Diptera; Culicidae.